GUAUGAAAUUCUGUGGUGGUUUGCGAGCGAGAUGUGAUUCGGAGUGUUUUUAUUUUUAUUAAUAUUUUGUAUAGCAUACAAAAUUAUACGCGCAUAAACCUAUUUCAACCUUACUUGUUUAUCCUUUUUAUAUAUCUAUUAAAUAAGUGUAAUGUUAAAGUUUAUGUUAAGUGUAAUUAUUAAUUAAAAGUACUCCCGUGUUACUGUGUGAUUUGUUGAUAUCUUUAAGUGUGUGUUAGUUAGAACGAAAAUCAAGUGAAUAUAAAGAAAAAUGGGAGAUAAAGAGGACUAUUUGACAUCGUACCGAUUGUUUUUCGAAAAUUUUGCUGCAAAUGUAAAUCCAGAGGACCAAUUACCUGUGUUUGCUUCUGACUACUCCAUCACGGAGGCAGAAUUGCCUGGCGAUGUUAUUUACUGGACCAUCGAGUAUCUACGAGAGAAAUCAUGUCCGGCGACACUAAUGACUCCGCUGUUGCGGAUAAUACUAGACGAGGUGCGAAUUGCAGCGAAAAAAUAUCCAAAUGACUUUGGUUAUAAUGCUGAUAAGUCAGCAUACAAAGCGAUAUCACUGAUGCAGGCAGUGAUAGCUAGAGUGAACGCUGUAUGUAUGAGGUAUCUGGACAAUUCUCGGUUGGACACACUCCCUCCGCCACCACGGAGCCAAAAGGAGUUUUUGACAGUUUCCGCUGCUUUGCGGAACUCACGACGCGUUAUGGAGGAUCGACACGUUGAAAUUGGGAACUUGGAAGCGUUGUUUGACAUUGAGACAACGGAACACACAAGUUUCUAUGCAGUAUAUGACGGGCACGCGGGUUCGUCCGCGGCGCAGUACUGUGCGGCGCAUUUGCACCAAUAUUUGGUGGAGAGUCAGCACUUCAAGAAAGACUUACGAAAUGCACUACGAGACGCCUUUUUGAAGACAGACUCCGAAUUUAUUAGGAAGAGCAAAGUUGAGCACCGCGUAGUGGGAGGCAGUACAGCAGUUGUGAUUUGUAUUCGUGGAAAGCGGCUUUUGGUGGCAUGGGCCGGCGACUCACUGGCUCUUGUUGCUCAACGUAUGCGUUUAAUGCAGCUGGUACAUCCACAUAAACCAAGCAGAGAGGACGAGAAAAACCGUAUAGAAGCGUCCGGUGGGACCGUGAUGUAUUGGGGCACAUGGCGAGUGAACGGGCAACUCGCCGUCUCUAGGGCGAUCGGUGACGCACAAUACAAGCCAUACGUGAUUGCUCAUCCAGAACAGGCUGCGUUAGACCUGGAUGGUGAUGAAGACUUCCUUGUGAUAGCCUGCGAUGGCCUCUGGGAUGUGGUCAGCGAGGAUGAGGUGGCGUUAGCUGUGUACCGACAGAUCACGGCCAAUCCAGAUGACUUGAAAGCAGUGACAAAGCGUCUGAUACUUCAAGCGAAGCGGGAAGGCUCGGAGGACAAUAUCUCCAUAAUCGUUGUCUUCCUGAAGGACCCCCGAGAUAUUGCCGCCCAGAACUGCCCGCCCAUGGAGCUUGGGCUGGACAACGCGGUGGUGAGCCCACCACUGCGCCCAUUCGAUGUCGACGACAAAGUCAAUACGGUGGCUGAGGCCGCUGGUGGCGAAGACAACGGCGUCUCAGAUAGCGACAGCGAGGAUUUGGGACCUGAAACGGCAGUCGAUGUGGACGCUGAUGAUGGAGAUGUGGAGAUGAGGAACCCAGCACCGCCCACUCCGCCUGCACAUGCUGUGGAGGCGAGCCAAACCGACGGCAAUCUAGUGGAUAAUGUAGCUGAGAGUGGUGAAGACUCUGAGGACGAGUGGAAUUACUUCAAAGGUGAAGGUGAACCUGAACAGAAUCCUAGUGAAGAAGCAGACGAGGCACCCCGAUCAGAGACUCCCUGUCAAGACAAUUCAGCGUGGGAGAGUAGUUCUGUAGACAUGAAUAGUUCACCUUUGAACCCUGAUGCCCCGGUGUUUGUCCCGGGUGGAGUGGCUGGUUCUGAUGUCUUGCUGGCUGAGUCUCCACGUAAGCCUUUACCCAUGGAGGACAUUAUAGUUCCUGAUUGCAAGCAGUUUGAGACUGAAGCUGGUGGAAGACCAGCAGAGUUACAAGACUUGGAUAAUUGUGAUCAGUUGAAUGGUCACCAUAAUAUUUCAAUUGAAGGUGUUACUGCACAUCUAAAUGGGAAUACAAAAUGUGAUAUGGAGAGUUUUGAAUUUAAUGGACUCGAGUCUGAAAAAAUAAAGGAUUCAAGUCUUAUCCAAGAGUUUGAAAGGAUACAAAAGGAUACUACAGACUUCUGCAAUAUACAAGUAUUUCAAACACAAAGUGAAACCAAUCCUUUCAGCAUAGAUGGCAAUAAUGAUCUUUUUGAAAGGCUUAAAAAUAAGGAAAGAGAUCCCAUGAGCAUGAGCUUUUACCAGGAGAAGGAUGAUGACACAUGUGAAAGAUUCUCCAAACUAGAAUCACAAGUUGAUCUUAAUUCAGUUCAACCACUACCAGAUAGUGAUGAUGAAGACAUAGAACAAAAUGGAGGUUGUCAACAUGGUGUAGAAGAUAAAGAAAACAUUCAUCCAGAGCAACACAACAAUUUAUUUUCACUCAUUAACAAUGACAUGGAACCUAACAAUGAUAUAUUAAGAUUUGAUGAUAGAAAUGAUAUUACAGAAAAUAAUCUUGAUGAAAAUGUAGAAUGCCAUGUUGAAUGUAACAAUAUGCAAAACUAUUCCAACAUUGAUUUUGAAUGUAGCAAUCAGGAGAAUGUCAUACCAACAGACACUCCUGAAUCUCAUAAAUUACUUUUCGAACAAAUUCCCGAAAUUCCUGAUGGUAAAAGUUCAGAAUUAGGUUUUAGUAAUGAUGAUCUGUUAGAUCCAUCUGAAAGUGAAAAAGAUAAUAUAACACCACAAGAUUUGUCUCAAGAUGAUGAAAUGGAAAUGAACCAGGAAGAUACUGAAAUGCAAAAUGAUAUUCCAUUUGAAGCCAAUGAACAUAUGCAAACAUUUAUUGAGCAUUCAGCAGAUAUCAUUGAAAAAGAAAGUGAAUUUGUGUCUGAAUUAGAGUCUGAUAAGCUCACACCAGAACCAACAGAUACAACCGAUUUCAAUAGAUUGAACUCUGAAGGAAUUGAAAACAAUAUAAUUGUAGAUGUCCAUCAGUCUGAAAAAGAUGCGGAUGAGUUUGAGACUGAAAAUAAACCAUGUGAUAGUAAUGAUUUAGUUGGUAAUAAAGAGGACACCCCAAAAAUUUCUCUAGAUAGUGGUGUAAUCCCAAUAUCUGAUACAUUAUCAACAAAAACUCCAGAGCCCGUAGAUUUUAUAUCACAAUCUCCACUUCCAGAGUCUGAUCAAAAUGAUACAAAUCUAACACAAAAGGAAGAUUCGUUACCACGACAGUCGCCAUUCCUAGACGAUGUACUAUGCAACUCGCCAGAACCUUCUGAAGCAGUCUCUGAUGGCCUAAUGUUUGGUUAUUCAUCUGUUAUUGCACAAUCACCUCUACCUUCACAAUCACCACUCGUUCCUGAGGAAACACAUUCGCCCAUUCCACCCCAGGAUAUACCGCUGGUUCCUGCCGAAGUACCUUUACCAAGAGAGUCACCGGCUCCUUCUGAAUCGUCACUUAUGGAUGAGCCUGAACACCAAUCACCCCUUCCAGUUGAUAACUCAACUCUCCAACCAUUAGACGAGCCAGUUCAAGAAGAUUUGCCCCAAGAAACCAGUGCUCUAGAAAGUGAAUUUUCGCUCCAGGAAUUAGGUCCUACCAAGUCUCCUGAACCACUUAUGGAAACAGUUUCAAAGGAAUCUUUACCGACUGAGUCUCCUCUCCCUGUUGAGGAAUCUGUUCUUGAAGACACCCUUACAAUGAAUGAAAAUAUUACACCUAGACACUCACCUUUCCCAGUGGAUGAUUUUGUUGCAAGGGAGUCUCCAUUGCUGGCACAAAAGGAAUCUUUAGAAGACAUGUUAACAACAGAAUCACCGGUUCCUGUACAGGAAUCCGUAGUAGCAGAAUCACCUUUACCUGAUCAGGAAUCAAUGGCAUCAGAUUCACCCAUUCCUGUUCCGGAAGCAGUAGUGAGAGAAUCCCCAGCUCCUUCACAGGAAUUGGAUGCAAGAGAAUCCCCUGUUCCUUCACAGGAAUUGAAAGUAAAAGAAUCCCCAGCUCCUUCACAGGAAUUGGAAGCAAGAGAAUCCCCUGCUCCUUCACAGGAAUUGGAAGCAAGAGAAUCACACGUUCCAUUACAAGAAUUGGAAGCAAGAGAAUCACCUGUUCCAUUACAAGAAUUGGAAGCAAGAGAAUCACACGUUCCAUUACAAGAAUUGGAAGCAAGAGAAUCACCUGUUCCAUUACAAGAAUUGGAAGCAAGAGAAUCACCCAUUCCAGUACAGGAAUCAGUUGGAAUAGAAUCACCCGUUCUCGUACAGGAAUCCAUAGCGAGAGAAUCAUCUGUUCCGCUACAGGAGGAAUCAGUAGCACGAGAAUCACCCAUUCUUUUGCAGGAACCGGAAGCAAGAGAGUCUCCUAUUCCAGAAGAGCGGCUUCCCGUAAAAUCAUCUCUACCUGAUAUAAGUGAUUCAAUACCGCAAGAUGUGCCCGUGGCGUCUCUAGAAGAUUCGGUAUUACCAAACGAUGUGGUACAAAACGAUUUACUCGUAGAAAGUUGCGUCGUGGUCGCCGGCGAGAUUCCGAACCACGAGGAGCAAAUUCGACCUGCGACGACUCCGCCACCCACGCCGGCAAUCCUGACCGACCAAACGCAGAGCGACGCACCCAUCGAGGCCCCAGUCGACCCGUUCGCGGCUACAGCUUUAGCCGGCGCAGUCGCUGCCGCCGCCGCUGCGGCCACCGCUUCCGUAACGUCGUCUAAAACCGCUGUCAAGAAACCUUCUCUCACCCCCACCGCUCGGCCGAAAACCGCCCCCAAAACACCCGCUAAGUCACCCGCCGCGGCGACCAAGCGACCGGUUUCUUCCACGACUCCACGAGCGACGGCGCCGAAGGCUCCCACCCCCGCCCCCGCUAAACCUUCCCCCAAGCCCUCUUCCCCGACGAAAGCCAACAAACCGCUCGCCCCGGCCGCCGCUAAGGCCGCACCUCGACCUGCUACGGCUCGAAUGGCGACUAAGGCGCCCGCGCCUAAGCCGCCCACCGCCGCCAAAACGACCUCGGCCGCUCCUAAACCCCCGAGUGCGGCUGCCAAACCCCUCAGUGCGACUCCGAGAGUUCCGGCCUCAAAACCAGCCCCGCGACCCGCUACGGCUAAACCCGCCGCACCCGCUACUAAACCGCCCCCAAUCACCAGACCCCCGCCCAUUUCGGCGAAAACUAUCACCAAAGCUACUACCGCAACAAAAACAACUGUCGCGGCUGCUAAGCCCAAAGCACCAGAGAAAAAACAGUUGACGAACGGUGACGUGAAACCAGCGGCCAAACCAGUUCCAAAAGCCGCGCCCGCUUCUCGUCCCGCGCCACGCCCCGCUCCGCGAGUGCCUGCCGCUGCUCCCGCUAAGCCCGCAGCAGCAAAACCAACACGUACAUUACUCGAUAAACAGAGUAAAGAUCUCGCCAACAAACGCAUCACAGCUAAGACUGCUCCACCCAGGACUGCACCCGCUAAGAGCACCGUGGCAAGCAAAACAGCAGUGAAGAGCGUAACCAAGAAGGAGCUCGCCAAGCCCGAGAUAAUCCCGAACGGAAUAAACGGCUCCGAGGAAGUGUGCAAGCCUCCCUCCAGCCCGCCCAUGGACAACGCGCUGUUGCCGGAUGUCAUCGCGUGAAUUUAUUCCUAAUUCCUUAAUCGCUUCAAUUUUGUGAUUUUUCUAUAAGUGUAUAGAUAAGGACGCGUUAGGUGCGUCACCGAGUGGCGCACGACUUAUUUUAGUGGCUUCACAGUAUGUAUAGUCAAAUAGUCACGCAAGCAGGGCUCGGACGUCGUCAAUCCCGUUCAUUUCUGCUACGACGUCUAGACUGACGAUAACGAAUGAGUUAUGAAGUACAUUGUGUAACUGCUUGAAGGUAUCGACUGUGCUCAUGUAAAUAUGUAGUCUUUGCAUUAUAAGAAUGAUUGUUUGUUAAAUUUUUUAUUUUGGAUAAUUUUAUGUAAUGCUGUUUAGUUUCAGUCCUUGUGAAGUGCGCAAUCCUACAAUGCAAAGACUGCAUCGCGAUACAUUUAUCCAUUACGAAUAGGUUUUAUAUUUCUGACGAACAUUUUUAAUUUAUUUGAAUUAUUUAAUAAAAUCGUAAAGGACUGAAA
Molecule: messenger RNA, 6222 nt
Organism: Pieris brassicae (large cabbage white)
Lineage: Eukaryota; Metazoa; Arthropoda; Insecta; Lepidoptera; Pieridae
Product: titin-like
Exons: 15
Coding region: 272-5746 (1824 amino acids)
Biological process (GO): protein dephosphorylation; negative regulation of protein kinase activity
Molecular function (GO): protein serine/threonine phosphatase activity; cation binding
Source: RefSeq, a predicted model, not a curated record